Prunus armeniaca (apricot) is the source of this 384-nucleotide messenger RNA. Lineage: Eukaryota; Viridiplantae; Streptophyta; Magnoliopsida; Rosales; Rosaceae. The record is from the annotation of a GenBank genome assembly.
AUGGCAGAAAACACGGAGAUUGUAAGCAAAGAAGAAGAUCCUAAAGGACCCAAAAACUUAUUCUCACUGUUUCCCAAGUUCAAGCUUCAAUUUCCAUUCUUGAAGCAAGAAUCAAAAGCAGGCGUGGCUGUUGAAGAUGAACCGACGAAGGCAGUAGCUGGUGAUGAAGGACUUGAAAGUAAGACUCAGAAACCGGACACUGUGAGGUUCCCAAAAGCGCAACUUGUUGUUCCUCCUCCUGUGGCGGUUGAGAAUGAAGAGCCUUCAACUAAGACUUCCAAUCCUAUUAUACUCUGGCAGGCAUGGUUUUUUGAACUUUAUGUAUUUAUUUUUUCUGAUUUACAUGAAUUUCUGUUGGGUAUUGAGAAUAAAUGGAGGGAAUGA